GUGCUCUGUGAGCAUGGAUGAAUGUCUGGACAGGCCCUGUAGAAAUGGAGGAACCUGUGAAGAUGUAAUGAAUGGCGUCAAAUGCAAUUGCCCAUUUGGUUUUUCAGGCCAAUACUGUGACAUAGACGUGAAUGAAUGUGAUUCGGGGCCCUGCUUGAAUGGUGCUGUCUGUCAGAAUAAUGUCAAUGGAUAUGAUUGCUUUUGCCCUGAAGGAUUUGAAGGUCUGAACUGUGAAAUCAACUUUGAUGAGUGCACUUACAGCUUCUGUAGAAGCAAUUCAACUUGUUUAGACCUGGUUGCAGACUACACAUGUGUUUGUCCUCCAGGCUUCACUGACAAAAACUGUUCAAUGGACAUUGAUGAAUGUGCCUUCGAGCCCUGCAAAAAUGGAGCCCAUUGCAAUGAUUUGAUUGGUGAAUUUUACUGUAGCUGCUUGCCAGGGACAUACAGAGCACGUCAGGUAGAUAUCAUACCAGGUUUCUUGGCGGUGAAGAAAUGUAAAGAAGCUAUUGAUAACUCUGAGAAGAGUUGA
This is a messenger RNA of Caretta caretta (loggerhead turtle), 532 nucleotides long. The record is from RefSeq and is a predicted model, not a curated record. NCBI's taxonomy places the organism in Eukaryota, Metazoa, Chordata, Testudines, Cheloniidae.